AUGGCUCUGCACCUGUUAAUAAAGAUAUUUGAGAAGAACCCUACCAAGAUCAAGAAUUAUGGUAUAUGGCUCUGCUACCAAAGUCGUACUGGUUAUCAUAACAUGUACAAGGAAUACCGUGACACUAUUCUAAACGGAGCUGUUGAACAAAAGUACACUAAGAUCGUUUCUCGCCACAGAGUCCGAUUACCAUGUAUCCAGAUUAUCAAGACUGCAACUAUCCCAGCCAAGCUAUGCAAGAGAGAUAGCACCAAGCAGCUCCACAACUCCAAAAUCAAGUUCCCAUUGGUGUUCAAUAAGGUAAGGUCGCCUACCAGGAAGCUGAAGACCACUUACAAGGCAUCAAAGCCUAACUUGUUUAAGUUCUCUCAUUGCAAUGAAAAGAGAGUUAAUGUGGUUUAUGGUUCUAAAAUUUUUGGUAGUGAACAUCUGUUAGUUUGUUGA
This is a messenger RNA of Gossypium arboreum, 444 nucleotides long. Its product is annotated as 60S ribosomal protein L18a-2-like. Gene Ontology annotation, molecular function: structural constituent of ribosome. Lineage: Eukaryota; Viridiplantae; Streptophyta; Magnoliopsida; Malvales; Malvaceae. Gene Ontology annotation, cellular component: ribosome; cytosolic large ribosomal subunit. The transcript is spliced from 2 exons. Gene Ontology annotation, biological process: translation. The record is from RefSeq and is a predicted model, not a curated record. Bases 1 to 444 code for a protein of 147 amino acids.